Messenger RNA from Clunio marinus, 1003 nucleotides. Lineage: Eukaryota; Metazoa; Arthropoda; Insecta; Diptera; Chironomidae. The record is from the annotation of a GenBank genome assembly.
UUUUCAAUUCGCUUCCCAUUUGGCAAUUAAACGUUUAUCGUUGCUCAUAUAAAACGUAACAAUGUCGGGAGGACUUGAAGUUCUAGCCUUGAAGGACUCUGAUGUCACUAAAAUGUUAGCCGCUACUACACAUCUUGGGGCAGAUAAUGUGAACUUCCAGAUGGAACAAUAUGUUUUCAAGCGUCGUCAGGAUGGUGUCAACAUCAUCAAUUUGGGACGUACAUGGGAGAAGCUUUUAUUAGCUGCUCGUGUUAUCGCUUCUGUUGAACAUCCUCAAGAGAUCUUUGCCAUCUCAUCUCGUUCAUUUGGUCAACGAGCUGUUCUGAAGUUCGCUAAUUACACUGGUGCAACUCCAAUUGCUGGCCGUUUCACUCCUGGUGCAUUCACUAAUCAGGCCCAAUCAGCUUUCCGUGAACCACGAUUGUUGAUCGUUUCUGAUCCAAUGUCAGAUCAUCAACCCGUCACUGAAGCUUCAUAUGUGAACAUUCCAGUUAUUGCUUUCUGCAACACUGAUUCACCGUUGAAAUACGUUGAUAUUGCAAUCCCUUGCAAUACCAAAUCAUCUCAUUCAAUUGGAUUAAUGUGGUGGUUGUUGGCUCGCGAAGUUUUACGGCUUCGUGGUCAUGUUCCCCGUGAUCAGCCAUGGGAAGUUAUGGUUGAUUUGUUCUUCUAUCGCGAUCCAGAGGAAGCUGAAAAGGAUGAACAAGCAGCUAAAGAAAUUUUGCCACCACCAAAAGAUAAUUAUCAUGAAGAUGGAACUGAAGAUCCAAGCUAUCCAGAUGAUUUAGCAACAGCUGGACCAAUUGCUGCAGCAGUAGUUCUACCCACAGCUGCUCCCGCUGCUGCUGAAGAUUGGAAUGAAGAUGAAACUGUCGGACGAUCUGACUGGGGGGGCGCUACCACAGAAUUUUAAAGUGACAACAAACAAGGUCACAUUUAUGAAUGUGAAAUAAAACGGAUGUGUCGAUAAUGACCGAAAGAAAUAAAGAUGAAAUAAAUCUUA